This is a messenger RNA of Labeo rohita (rohu), 831 nucleotides long. RefSeq names its product microseminoprotein, prostate associated 1 (gene msmp1). Lineage: Eukaryota; Metazoa; Chordata; Actinopteri; Cypriniformes; Cyprinidae. The record is from RefSeq and is a predicted model, not a curated record. Bases 9 to 389 code for a protein of 126 amino acids. The transcript is spliced from 3 exons.
CAACGGAGAUGGGUCCCAUGGUGAGUCAUGGUGCAAUGAUGAUCUUCAUGGCCUCUUUGGUGUGGAUGAAAUGUUCAGCAGCACCAAUGCAGUGCCACUUCAACUCUCAAGCUCUGUGUGAGUACGAUGGGAAGCAGUACUCUAUGGGAGAGAGCUGGAUGGAGCAGGGCUGUGUGCAAUGCACCUGCCUGCACCCUGUGGGAGUGGGAUGCUGCGAAACGGUGCACCGGCCUGUGGACUUCCCUCCCUGGUGUGAAGUUCGGGUUGAAAAUCUGACCUGCCAGGUCACACUGGUGAUGACCUCUGAUCCUCGCCUGCCCUGCAUUCCUGGAGAAGAGAACAAUAUUGAUCCAAGACAUGGAGCACUCAACAUGAAACUAGAAGGUUAGCAUAGAGGAAGCCUUCAAACCAUGAAUCACCUGCCUGUCAGCUAACAUCUAUCUCACUGUUAUGUGAGAUGGCAUAUUACUCCUAUAGCGACUGUAUUCUCAAAACAUAAGCAUUACCAUUUAAGUUCUCAAUUUAAAGAAAGAUAGGAAGUGGUCUGACAUGUAGAGCAUGUAGGGAAUGAAAGUCAUGUGUUUAAAGUGAGAGACAGAUCAGUUGUUCUUUUCAUUUGUAUGGAAUGUGCAUUAUGUUAAUUUGUGCUUAUUCUACCAUGUUAUCACAUCACUAUAACAGUAAAAAUUAGCACUUUAUGGACUGUUGUUGUCUCUUGUACAGUUCAUUCCCUGAAUAUAUUCUCUCAAGAUGCUUUUUAAGCUCUGAGAACAAAACUGAAAGUGUAUUCACAUUAAAAAGUUACAACAACUAAAAACCUCUUCAUGAGAA